Aricia agestis (brown argus) is the source of this 2355-nucleotide messenger RNA. RefSeq names its product ubiquitin carboxyl-terminal hydrolase CYLD (gene CYLD). NCBI's taxonomy places the organism in Eukaryota, Metazoa, Arthropoda, Insecta, Lepidoptera, Lycaenidae. Gene Ontology annotation, biological process: protein K63-linked deubiquitination. Gene Ontology annotation, cellular component: cytosol. The transcript has 11 exons. Gene Ontology annotation, molecular function: K63-linked deubiquitinase activity; cysteine-type deubiquitinase activity. Bases 318 to 2021 code for a protein of 567 amino acids. The record is from RefSeq and is a predicted model, not a curated record.
AAUUGAAAUAACAGCAAAUAUAUUUGUUUGAGAUUAUUAAUGUAGAAAGUAAUUGUUUCCAAAAAGUUAUAAAAUCCAAUUCCAAUGUGUUAAUCUUAUUUUCCUGUUCUGAGGUGUUAAUAGUUUAAUAUGUGUUCGUUUGUACUUACAUGUAAAAUUGUUACCAAGGCAUUAGCUAACAGAAAGUUGUGAACAUUGUGAUAGGUACUUUAAAACAGCUAGAACUUUUCAAUCUCAUUGGAGGAAAUUGGCCACCUGCUCCUAAACCACCUGCAAUUUUUGAGCAUGGCUCAGUACCAGCAAAUUUUGGAAGCAAUAUGCAACGAUCCCAACAUAGAAGAAUAAAAUCAAUAAAUCUUCUCAAUCAUAUUACCCCAGAAAAAAGACAACAUAAAAGUGCAACAGCAAAAAAUUUACAAAACACAAAAAUGGUUCAUGAGCCAAAUAAAAAAGUUGAAACUGGAAUUUUGGUUGACGUAUGCAGCAAUGAGAACACGGAGGAAGCGUACGAUUCCCCUCCUCUAGGAUCUCCCCGUGCGGCGCCGAAAGAGUGGUCUCAGACAUCUCAACAUGUCCAAGACGAUAUCGGUGUCGGCUCCCUGGUAGAAGUCGCAACUGAUGUCGACCAGCGCUACUAUGGCGUUGUAAGAUGGAUCGGCAUCAUUGAUGACACAGCGACAGCGGGCGUGGAGUUGGAGCAGAGCGUGUGCGGUCUGGGUGACGGCGCGCGCGAUGGCACGCGGCUGUUCACGUGCGGCGCCGGGCGCGCGCUCUUCGUGCCGCUGCCGCUGUGUCGCCGCGACGCGCGAUUCCGCGACACACCGCCGCCCGACCGCCCCGCACACACCGACGAACACUUCGAACAGCCGGACUGUCCAAUAGUCACCGGCGUGGUUCCCCCGCUGAACUCAUUGGGCGACCUCGCUGGGAAAAAUCGGGGCAUUCAAGGUCAUCAUAAUUCAUGCUAUUUGGACGCCACACUAUUCGCCAUGUUCACAUUCACGAGCGUGUUCGACGCGCUACUGUACCGACCCCCUGAACCCGAAGACUCCGCCCACUACGGCGAGGUGCAGCGCGUGCUGCGGGAGGAGGUGGUGAACCCGCUGCGGCGUCACGGCUACGUGCGCGCCGAUCGCGUCAUGAAGCUGCGCACGCUCCUCAACCGGCUGUCUGACGUGCCCGGCCUCACAUCCGAGGAGAAGGAUCCAGAGGAAUUCCUAAACGGACUAGUGGCUCAACUGCUCCGUGCGGAGCCGUUCUUAAAGUUAUCUUCGGGUCAAGAGGCUUAUUGUUAUCAAUUGUUCGUGGAAAAGGAUGAACAGAUCACAUUGCCAAGUGUACAACAGUUAUUGGAACAAUCUUUUGCGACGUCCGGAGUCAAACUUAGUGAGGUUCCCUCGACAUUUAUUAUCCAAAUGCCACGGUUUGGUAAGCAGUACAAGUUAUACCCACGGGUGCUGCCAUCUCCGUUGUUGGACGUCACGGAUCUCAUCGAAGACCUACCGCGCGCGUGCUGCGUGUGCGGAUCGCUGGCGCGGUGGGAGUGUGCGGCGUGCGCGGCGGAGGGCGGGGCGGGGCUCGACGCGGGCGCGCUCUGCGCCGCCUGCCUUGCCAGACAGCACCACGCGAGACCCAGACAUAAGGCUACGCCUAUAGCGACAAGUGACGAAUACGCUGGCAUCUUGGAAUCUUGUCCUGUGCCGAGAGUGUAUAUGGAACUGUUCGCCGUUCUAUGUAUAGAAACUAGUCAUUACGUGGCAUUUGUGAAGACCGGCGUCAGUCACGAUGCUCCGUGGUGCUUUUUUGAUUCCAUGGCCGACAGAAAAGGUGAACGCAACGGCUACAACAUUCCCGAGAUAGUGUGUAUCGAGGAGCUGAGCGGGUGGCUGAGCGAGGAGGGCGCGCGGGCGCUGCUCGCCGCCGCGCCGCACGACCGCCAGCUGCCCGCGCCCGCCAAGCGCCUGCUCGCUGACGCCUACAUGUGCUUCUACCGCAGCCCCGACGUCGCUAUGUACAGAUAAUGUUCGCGACAUGUAAGCAAACAUACAUACAUCCGUUUCGUCUGAAUUCAUUUAUCGUUCCAAAAUGCAUAUAGGUGAAUACGAAAAUGUCACAGACCAUUAUAGCUUCAGGCUAGCCAAAUGUUCGAUUUGAUAUUCAUUAACAAAUUCAGUGCCACUAACACACCUUGUGUGUCCACACUAAUCUUUCAUCAACACGCCGGGCUUCAUCAAUAUCUCAAAGAUAAGACAGUGUUUUUCACCGAAAUGCUCAGAGCAUAAACUUUGUGCCGUAAGCUAAUGAAUUCCUAAGACUGGGUUGCACCAGCUAACCAUAUCUGUAAAUUUAACUUUA